This is a messenger RNA of Ostertagia ostertagi, 300 nucleotides long. The record is from the annotation of a GenBank genome assembly. NCBI's taxonomy places the organism in Eukaryota, Metazoa, Nematoda, Chromadorea, Rhabditida, Trichostrongylidae.
GCCUUCAUAGGAGUCAGGUUUGCCGUUCGCUUUCUCAUCACCGCACCCCUGCUUGUCUUCGCCGUACUCAGAACGAAUACGCUUGCUGAAUGGUCGAAAGUGUUCAUGUUCUCAGCAGCGGUGAUCGCCAUCUCGUCGGUUAUCUUCGCCAUUUUUGGUCGUGGACGCGCCUCGACCUGGGCAGCAGCAUCGUGGGAUCCAUUGAUGUCGACCAAGAUGAGGAAUCUGCAGCCGAUCGACUUUAGCCAGGACGAAUGCGGUCUUUACGAGCUGCGUUUGAUCGACCCGAACAAAAAGUAG